AUGGAAGAAUCUGUAACCCAACCCCCACCACAACCAGUGCUACACAGACCCCCCGGCUACCGAGACCCCAACUCCCAACCCAAACCCAAACCCCAACCAAUGCUACAGAAACCCCCCGGCUACCGAGACCCCAACUCUCAACUGCCGCCUAAGCCCCCGCGAAAGCCCGUCCUCCCACCCUCCUUCCGCCCCAAAACCAAGCGACGGGGCUGCUGCCGCAUAUGCUGCUGCACUUUCUGGAUCAUCCUCCUCCUCCUCCUCCUCGUCUUCGUCAUCGCCGCCGGCAUCUUCUACCUUCUCUACGAGCCCGCCCUGCCGAAGUUCCACCUCGCCUCCUUCCGCGUCCCCAAGCUCAACGUCUCCGACAGCGGCGACGGAGCCUACCUCGACGCCGACACGGCGACGCGGGUGGAGGUGAAGAACCGGAGCGGUAAGAUGUCGUGGCACUUCGGGAAGAUCAAGUUCUCAGUGUCCGCGGAUAACGGGGACCUGCGUCUGGGGUCGUCGAAGGUGGCGGGGUUCACCGUGAAAUCGAAGGGCCUGGCGCAGGUGAAGGCGGAGACGAAAGUGAGGAAGCUUGCAUUGGAUGGCCGGCAGAGGAGAAGGCUUAAGGGGACGGUGGAGAGCAAAGCAUUGAUCCCCACAGUGAGGGUUCGAACCAACACCGGUGUGGGCUUGCAGGGUUGGAAGUCACCCUCCAUCACCAUCACUGUUGUCUGCGGAGGUGUGACCAUGAGGAAACUUGAAAAAGGAGACCCUCCCCUUUGCACCAUCACACUCCUCAAAUGUGAAAAUAUUGCAUAA
This is a messenger RNA of Sphenostylis stenocarpa, 804 nucleotides long. The record is from the annotation of a GenBank genome assembly. Lineage: Eukaryota; Viridiplantae; Streptophyta; Magnoliopsida; Fabales; Fabaceae.